Solanum stenotomum is the source of this 908-nucleotide messenger RNA. Its product is annotated as tyramine N-feruloyltransferase 4/11-like. The record is from RefSeq and is a predicted model, not a curated record. Gene Ontology annotation, molecular function: N-acetyltransferase activity. Bases 35 to 763 code for a protein of 242 amino acids. The transcript has 2 exons. NCBI's taxonomy places the organism in Eukaryota, Viridiplantae, Streptophyta, Magnoliopsida, Solanales, Solanaceae.
CUUUCAACAAUAUCUCUUUUGCCUUAAAACAACUAUGGCUCCUGCUCUUCAACAACCAACUCCAUCUGAAACAAUAACCAUCGAUGCAUCAUCGGACGUUACCAUCACUGGAAAGAUAUACACACGAGUUCGUCUUGCUACGAAAUCUGAUCUGUCUCAUAUAUACCAAUUGUUUUACCAAAUCCAUGAAUAUCAUAACUAUACUCAUUUAUACAAAGCUACUGAGUCCUCCUUAGCUAACUUGCUCUUUAAAGAAAACCCUCUUCCACUUUUCUACGGGCCAUCCGUGCUUCUACUCGAAGUCUCUCCAACCCCUUUUAACGAACCCACAAACGAAGGGUUCAAGCCUGUCCUUACAACUUUCGACCUUAAAUUCCCUGUCGUUGAAGGACAAGUUGAGGAGUUCAGGUCCAAAUAUGAUGAUAAGAGUGAUGCUUACAUUGCAGGAUAUGCUUUCUUUUACGCUAAUUAUUCAUGCUUCUAUGACAAGCCAGGAUUCUAUUUUGAGAGUCUUUACUUCAGAGAGAGUUAUAGAAAGUUGGGAAUGGGGAGUUUGUUGUUUGGAACAGUUGCAUCUAUUGCUGCCAACAAUGGGUUCGUAUCAGUAGAGGGAAUUGUAGCAGUUUGGAACAAGAAAUCAUAUGAUUUUUACAUAAAUAUGGGAGUUGAAAUAUUUGAUGAGUUUAGGUAUGGCAAAUUGCAUGGUGAAAAUCUUCAAAAGUAUGCUGAUAACAAGGAGAAAAAUGACGAAGGAAGCUGUUAGCUAUUGUGUGUUUUUCUUUUAUAUGUUGAAAGUUCAAUUCAUACAUUUCUAUUUGUAAUUUUGUAAAAGCAGAAUGCUCAUUACAUUUGUAUUAAUUCUAAAUUGGCUAUCAUAUAUAACAUAAUCUCUGUGAUUCAUGAUUUAA